AUGGCAACUGAAAUAAAACGAACUGAAUCAUCUCGAACACCGUUUAGUAGUCGAUUUGGUGCACUCAGUUCAAAUAUGUUCUUUACACGCAAUACUGCAAAACCUAAACGUUUAAGGCACAUAGAAGGUUUAAAUGGUACAUUAAUUUGUAACGUGAAUGACGACAAUAGUGCAGUACACAAUUCCAGUUCAUUGACUUUUAAUAAAAAUCCACUUAACAUUCCUUCGGCAUUUGAGACUUCAAAACGUGUCGAAAAACUAGUUCCACCAAUGGGUUUUUGGAACACUUACGGUGUUGUAAAUGAUAUCGAACGGUGGAAACAAGAAUUAGCUGCAUUGGCAUCGGCUAGUGGUCUAGGAAUAGAAAAUGAGCAAAAACAACAAAAUAAUGAUAUACCACCAAAAAGUACCGCUAAUGAUAAGAAUAAUUCUCGAUCGGGUGCACAUUAUUCAACAAAAACUGGACGAUUUAAUGAGGGGCAAGGAAAAUCGAGAGGACGAACAUCAAGUAAACAUGCAACAGCUCUAAAUGAAACAUUGUUUAACGUACCAGAAAAUGAACGCGAUAUGUGGAUGCUACAAGUUUUGUGCCAAUUAUUAGGUACGAGUAAUUUAGAAGAUGUACAAUCUUGGCUCGUUUCAGCUUCUCAAAUCGAAAAAGAUCAAGCUCGAAGUAUGAUUAACUCGGCAUUGAAAGGCUUAAAAGAGUCAGAACGCGCACCACCACAAGCACAUCAGUUAAAUAACACGAUUGAUUUGAAUUCGUUAUCAGGUCUAGUUGAAAAACGAAAAAAUGAUGAUAAGUCAGCAUCUAGAAAAUAUGUGAAAGAAUCAUUGAAUCGUUCAUUGCCAAUUAUGCAAUCGAUCGAUGAAGAAAAUCAAAACCUCAAUCUUACAGUAAAUGAUACAUGUGAUAGCACCGACGCAUCUGCUACAACAAAAAGUUCUGACAUUUCAUCGAAUCUAACCACUUAUAAACGAACAUUCAAAGAUCCUAGUAAACCAUUUCAACAAUCGACGCAUUCACUUAGUACAACAGAUGAUCAACCGGUUAACAGUGAUCGUGAUGAAGUGGAAACAAUUCAGUUAGACGAUGAACGAUCAAAAUCACCGUCGAUUAAAAACAAACAAAAUAAAAAACAACAAAAUACAUCAUCAGUAGAAAAGAAAAUUGAAACACUUCAAUUGGAUGAUAAUGAUACAAGAAAAACUACACCAAUCGUUAUUAACGUAAAACCAAAAAAUGAAGAAGAAGAAGAAAAACCAUCAACAUCAACAACUACAAUGGAUUUACAAACAAGCAAAAUUCGUAAAUUAAAAAAUAAAUUAUCUCGACAAGAGGAAGAGUCAAAAAAGCAAUUUAAUGAAUUACAAUCAAAACAAUCACGAUUAGAAAAUGCCAUUAAACUUUUAACAAAACAAACAACAAAAUUUCAACAAAAACAACAGCCAUUGAGAACAAAUGAAGAUAAUGAUGAUAACGCUGAUGUACCGAUAGUUAAUGUUUUCAUUCAAUCUCCGCGCUCAAAAACAAGCGCUAAUAGUGUCCACCCAAAUACAGGUACACAACCCACAAAUGAUGAUGUUGAUAUUGACACAGCAGCGUAUAAAGUAAAUAAUGUUAGAGUACAAAUAAGUCUUUCUCGUCUAGAUGAUAAACGACCAAAAGUUUAUAAUGGAAUAUGGAAACCGGAUGAAUCAACGUUACGCCGCUUACAAUCAACAUAA
Messenger RNA from Didymodactylos carnosus, 1728 nucleotides. NCBI's taxonomy places the organism in Eukaryota, Metazoa, Rotifera, Eurotatoria, Philodinida, Philodinidae. The record is from the annotation of a GenBank genome assembly.